GGCCCUCACAACGUUUGCCGCGUCCUCGCCCGCAGGGCCCACGGCUUCUAUGCCAGGGAUGCUGGUGUCGCCCACAGGAAAAACCUGGGACUCCUCAGGAAGAUCAUGUGUCAGGAAAGUACUAAAUUCAAGAACGUUUGGACAACUCAUUCUGCAUCUCCUAUUGCGUAUGAAAGAGGAAGAAUAUACAUGGACAAUUACCAGUGCUGUAUUAGCAGCAUUGCACAAGCCCCAAGAAUACUUUAUCAAAAGUCAAAGUGUGCUAAGUCAGAAAAAAUAGAAGAUGCUUUAUUAUUGGAAUGCCCACUGGGGGAAAUGUUACCAAGUCCCUCAGAUUAUAAAGCUUCCCUGAUAGUCUUGACGGUGCAGAACUGGCUUCUACGUCUCUCUGCUGAUAGUGGAGAAGUACUGGAAAAAAUAUACCUUGCUGGUUCCUGUUGCAAGUCCUUCAGGUAUCUGAGCUGGGAUACUCCUCAAGAGGUAAUGGUUGUAAAGACAAUUCAGAAUAAGCUCCCUGCAGCAGCACGGCAGGCAGGAAUACAACAGUCUGUAUUGUUUUAUCUUGCUGUAUUCCAAGUUUUACCUCUUUCUUUUAUUGGAAUGCUAGAAAUAAACAAAAAGAUAUUUGGUAAUAGUGUGACAGAUGUUGCUGUUUCUAAUGGAAUCCUGAUUGUAAUGUAUAGCGUGGGUCUGGUCAGACUCUAUAACUUCAAGGCCAUUUUGGAACAGUUCAUGGAACAGCCAUUUGAUUUGGGACAAGAAUUCAACUGGAAUGGUCAGGUGGGAGUUGUAGGAAAGUAUCCAUUUGGUCUUCCAUGUAACAUUAAAAUAACAGAUACCCCACCUUUGCUAUUUGAAGCAUCUUCUCUGGAGAAUGCAUUUCAAAUUGGAGGUUACCCUUGGCAUUAUAUCAUCACACCUAACAAGAAAAAACAUAAAGGAGUCUUCCAUAUUUGUUCUCUGAAAGACAAUACUUUGGCAAAAAAUGGCAUACAGGAUAUGAAAUGCUGUUCACUUGAACCUGACUGGAUAUAUUUCCAUCCAGAUAUGUCAGGUAGAAUAAUCCACGUGGGACCAAAUUUGAUAAAAGUCUUGAAGCUUAAGGAAGUUAAAAAUCGUACAGAUCAAAUGGAGAUUGCAGAAGAUUUUACGAUUGUAGCCAACAGAGAAAACUGUGUGAACAACACUGUUACUGUAACAGCUUCUGGUCGAGUGGUGAAAAAGCGUUUUAACUUGCUGGAUGAUGACCCAGAACAAGAGACAUUCAAAAUCGUGGAUUAUGAAGAUGAACUGGAUUUAUUAUCCACUGUGGCAGUUACUCAGAUAGGAGCUGAUGGAAGAGCUCACCUUGAUUUUCAUUGUAAUGAACAUGGGAUUCUCCUUAAGAGUAUUCCAUUCCGGGAGUCCUGGGAUGUGACUUACAGUCAUGAAGUUUACUUCGACAAAGACCUUGUAUUACAUAUAGAACAGAAGCCUAACAGGAGAUUCAGUUGUUAUGUUUACCAAAUGGUCUGUGAUACUGCAAAAGAUGAUUAAUGUUCAAGUCAUGAAAAAACAGAAAGUGUUUUGUAAAAAAGGAGGGAGAACUUUUGAAUAUAUUUAAACCAUAACAACUACAGAGACUUCAGUGUGGAUGUUAUUUAAGGACUCCAUACAUAGAAAGUAGUCAGCUACUGUUUUUCUGGCAGGAUUUAAUCGUAACAUUUUGUACUGCUACAAGAGGUUUGGGUUUUUUUUUUCUUUGUAACACUGUACACUUGCCUGUAGUUCAUAAUGGCUCUUCAUGUAUUCACCAGUUCAUUAAUGCUAGGUGCAGCAUUUAUUGCUUCUCUUCAGCAAUAGGAUUGAAAUACUGGACAUCAAGGAGAAAGAUGUGGACUUAUUGAUUAUCUGCCAUCUGCCGUGAUCUGUCUUACAUAGUUUUACCUAUGCAACUCUAAUAUAGACUUUCAAUUAAACAAAGUAUAUAAAACUGUCUAGGAUAAAUUUUAUAUGUAGCAUGAAAAUUGCAGUGUUACCAUUAAACCACUUAGACAAAAACCUUCUCUUGCUUUUGUGUGAGAAAUAAAAUCACGCAGGUUUUCUGGUUGUGUAUGUGUUGGUUUAAAGAGAAAUAUUAAUCAAUUAUGUAUUUUACUAUCUUUUUAAUAUGUAUUUUUACAGAUACAUAUAGCAGUUCUCUGUUUCUCCCUGUGCCAAGGGUCAGGAGUUGUCAGGAGUCUGAGCCAAAGCUCCCAGCUGCUCACCCUGAUCACUGUGUGCAUCCUGCCUGAUGCAUGGGAGUGCCAUGUGGUAUAUUCAGAAUCUGCAGAGUGUGGGCUUUCAUUUUAAAUUAAAAAGCACCCACAACAAAACUCAGGCUGUAACUUCAUGGUGAUAAAGAGUGUUUCCAAAUGCAAGCCAAAGAUGGGCUCAGGAGAACAAUAGCUCUUGGAGGGCAUGACCAACAUCUAAUUUCUCACUACUCCACCAUCAUCAUGACUGUGGUAAUUCUAAAUGGAAAUAUUCUUUUUACUCAAAGCUUUACUAAUCAAGCAUGGAUCAUUCUAGAAGAUGCAAUAGGGAAGAGCUCUAGAAGAAUGAUAAAAAUUUUCUAUUUUGAGUUUUUAGAAAAAGUGUAAUGCAAGAGAAGAAGUGAACUACAAUUGUGGAAUGAAAGAACAACACAAAAUGGACAUUUAUGAAGGUAAUGAAACAGCAGUAGUAAUAAAGGGCAGCAGCAACACAUAAUUUCCACCCUGGCUUCUGUAAAUUUUCGCUUAGUGUCCAGGAAAGAACACCUGUCCAUUACCUGCUAUUUUAUAAGUAACUACAUAACUAAUAUAUGAAGGUAAUGAGUCUAUAAGGCAGAAGACCCAAAUCUCAAGCAGUUACUUAAGAUGCAUUUUAUGCUCAUUUCUGUUUGGGUUAUUGAAGCAGUUCCUCCUAGAAAAAGACAUUUAAACUUCAUUGUUUAUUAAAUACUGCAAGUGCUAUUCAUGUAGAUCGGCUCUAGCUUUCAAGGGUUUGCUAUACUUCCCAGUGGCUUAUUCUUAAAUUAGUACAGACUUCUGAAUUGAUAUUCUGGUAAAUCUAUAAAUGUACAUCAGUAUCCAAAAAUGCAGCAAUUUGUAAUGACCAAAAGGUAGCCCAGACUUUGAUGAAGAUUGUGGGAUCUCAGGUAAGAAAUUCUAUCACUCUAAACACUCGCCGUGUUGCUGCACUGCGGAUAAUGGCAGAUGUUCCAUCCUGGAAGAUCACACAUAGACAUUUUCAUUCAGAAACAGUAGUAUUUUGCUUUAAAACACCUUGAAAGCUAUUUAAGAAUAAAGAAUCCCCAGUAAUUAGGCCUGAGCACUUCUGUCUUCAGACCCUACUUACUAAUGGGCUGGAACACACCAAAGAAACAGAAUCAAGCUGUGAGUUGCCUUCUGUACCUAUGCAGAGACCCAGAAAAUUCUAAAAAUAAACUUCUGUUUAAAUGGGAGGAAAAUCCUGACCACAACCCAGUAGUUUUUUACACUGUUAAAAAAAUAACUGUAUCUAAACCAAAUAAAAAUACCUGCAUGCUUGGUGGCAGCUCACUUGAAUCAGCUGCUUUUACUUGAAGUUACAUUUUUAAACUCGUCCACCAGUAAAAACCUACUUUGCCAGGAGACUUCAUAUGUAGGCAUUUUUUGGUCACUGUUGCUGGCAGAAGUGUACUAUUGUGCAGUGUCAAAUUGAUAAUUUGAAUUAAUGCAUUAGAUCUGACUUGUAGACCUAUAUUUUGAUGUCCAUUUAUGAUGAUUCUAGAGCACUUAGGUUUCUCUUUUUCAUAAUGUAAAUUAUAUGCUUGGAAAUCUCCUACACAAUCUGAAUAAUUCAGUGUGCUAAAGAGUAACAGUGUUUGUAAAGUGGAAAAGUUCUGAGGAAACCCAUGUGGUUUCCAUUACAGAGGAAAAAAUAUUCUUGUGCACAUGCCCAGCAUAAUUAUCUGCAAACACCAAAAUGUGACAUUAGUAUAAGAAAAGAGGGGGAAAAAAAGCUUUGAAAAAACAGAAGUAACUUUUUCAAAUGUAGUUUUAUUUCCCAUUUCUAAAUUCAGAAAUUAACAUUAAUAAAAUAGAGAAGACAAAAAUUUUCUUCUCAUAGGCAGUAGCUUAAUGAUCAAGAAACCCAUUUACUGAUAGUUUUUUGUUUGACAAAAGUCAGACUAAGGAACUAUUGGCAUGAAAUUGUGAGUUCCCUUACUUCCUGGGUAUUUCAGAGGGUGCUUAGCACUCAUGCCAUGGCUUCCAGAGUCUGCAGAUAAAGCCUCAAUUAAUUAUUUCAAAUGCAAUCUCAAGUGUAUAUUUAAUAAAAGAUCAAAGCUGAAAAGUUCAUGCUUCUAUUAUUUUCACUAGCACUAGAUGCGCAAGGAGAAGAUUAUAUAUACGUAUAUAGAGAGAUGUAAAUAUAUAUGUGAAAUGUUAAUGUGAAUAAAGACUCAAAUGUGUAUUUCAAA
Molecule: messenger RNA, 4465 nt
Organism: Lepidothrix coronata (blue-crowned manakin)
Lineage: Eukaryota; Metazoa; Chordata; Aves; Passeriformes; Pipridae
Gene: DCAF17
Product: DDB1 and CUL4 associated factor 17
Exons: 14
Coding region: 106-1536 (476 amino acids)
Biological process (GO): protein ubiquitination
Cellular component (GO): Cul4-RING E3 ubiquitin ligase complex; lysosomal membrane
Molecular function (GO): oxidoreductase activity
Source: RefSeq, a predicted model, not a curated record